Messenger RNA from Pectinophora gossypiella (pink bollworm), 2327 nucleotides. Its product is annotated as peptide transporter family 1. Gene Ontology annotation, molecular function: dipeptide transmembrane transporter activity. Lineage: Eukaryota; Metazoa; Arthropoda; Insecta; Lepidoptera; Gelechiidae. Gene Ontology annotation, cellular component: membrane. The record is from RefSeq and is a predicted model, not a curated record. The coding region runs from base 219 to 2279 and encodes 686 amino acids. The transcript is spliced from 13 exons. Gene Ontology annotation, biological process: transmembrane transport; oligopeptide transport.
ACUCAGUCAAACAACCGUCUGUCAGUAGCGCGCGCAUUGACGGUUCGCGCGCUCGCUUCUGCGCAAGCGCAACAAACUAUGCCAUAACGUCUUAACUUUCUUGCAAUUAAAUACAUUAGCGUUUUUUAAAUAGUUUCGAACAAUAGUGAAAGUUCAUACACUUUAAUGUAUUUUCUUUUGCUUGUACUUUAAAGCUAAAUACUUUAGGAACGUGCGCAAUGGACACCAAAACACCCGAGAAACUCCCGUAUCCGAAGGCUGUUGGAUUUAUAGUCACGAAUGAGUUCUGCGAAAGAUUUUCAUACUAUGGAAUGCGAACAAUCCUCUCGCUGUACCUGCGAGACAAGCUGGGAUACAGCGACAACGGCGCGACAGUCAUCUACCACACGUUCACCAUGUUCGCCUACUUCUUCCCUCUCAUCGGAGCCAUGAUCGCCGACGGAUGGCUCGGCCGGUUUAGAACAAUCCUGUAUUUGUCGCUAGUGUACGCGGCCGGCAGCGUACUAAUAUCAGUGACGGCCAUGCCACCAGUGCCAUUCCCACAACUGCCGUUCACAAUAAUAGCGUUGCUACUAAUAGCAUUUGGUACGGGGGGUAUAAAACCUUGUGUGUCGGCGUUUGGCGGGGACCAGUUCAAGUUACCAGAACAGGAGAAAUACCUGGGUUACUUCUUCUCUCUCUUCUACUUCGCCAUCAACGCUGGCAGUCUCAUCUCUACGUUCCUAACACCCGUGUUGAGGUCAGACGUUCAUUGCUUCGGAGAUGACGACUGCUAUCCACUGGCGUUCGGCGUGCCCGGCGUACUAAUGGUGGUGUCUAUAAUUUUCUUCAUCGCUGGAAGAAAGCUGUAUGUGGUAAAGAACCCAGCUGGGAAUGUUCUUGGGAAAGUUGCAUCGUGCAUCGGGCACGCUUCGCUGAAGUCCUGCAAAACAAAGGACAAACGCGAACAUUGGUUGGAUCAUGCCGAUGACAAGUAUGACAAGGGCCUGAUUGAAGAUAUCAAGGGACUGCUCAGGGUCCUUGUGCUUUUCAUACCUCUGCCAGUGUUCUGGGCGCUGUUCGACCAACAGGGGUCUAGAUGGACCUUCCAGGCCGACAGAAUGGAACAAGACAUCGGCAGUUGGACACUGAAGGCAGAUCAAAUGCAAGUGCUCAACCCAUUGCUCAUUCUCAUAUUCAUUCCUCUGUUUGAAGUGGCAAUUUAUCCUUUCUUAUCAUGGUGUAAACUGGUAAGAAAACCAUUGCAUAAAAUGGUGUGGGGCGGUAUUUUAGCUGCCUGCGCGUUCAUCAUCUCGGGCAUAGUAGAGUUACAAUUAUUGCCAACCUACGGUACGCCGGUAUCAGAAGGCCUGGCCCAGCUGAGAGUGUACAACGGAUAUCCAUGCAACUUCACAUUAAAAAUGGCCGACACGAUGGAUAACAAUAUCAGUAUUAUAAUCGGACCCUUGGGUGCGUACGAAAAGUUAGACAUAGUGACCGAGAACGAGAAACAAUUGUCAUACUCGCUAGAAGGAGCACCGAACACAGAAUGUUCAAAUAUGGCAUUCAGCUCCUACUUCCACUUAAAGGAAAAGACUGCAAAUUCCUAUUUCAUUUUACACGAGCGAGUACAAAGCUUCGUCGAUAAUAAUGACAAGGCUAUUGAUGGAGUCAAUGUUAGAUUUUUAUCCAAUAUUCCAAAGGUAGCUAAUAUAACCAUAGAAGAUGUGAAGAAAAAUAGAAUAAAAUUAAAUAUUACAAGUGACGAUUUUAAUCAGAAAAAGAUUGAGAGAGGAACAUAUGAUGUUAUUAUCGACAAUCAAACUGUUAUUAGAGAUUUUGCUUUCAAACUGGGAGCUGUUUACACGAUUAAUGUACAUAAAGACAAUGAACAAACAUACCAUGCAAACCCGGUGAUGAUAACGCCGGCAAAUAGCGUCCACAUACUGUGGUUGAUUCCGCAGUACGUGGUGAUUACAAUGGGUGAAGUGAUGUUCUCAGUCACCGGCUUGGAGUUCUCCUUCACCCAGGCCCCGGCCAGCAUGAAGUCCGUCCUGCAGUCCGUGUGGCUGCUCACCGUGGCCUUCGGAAACCUCAUCGUCGUCCUCAUCGUCGAAGGAAACUUCUUGGAUGCGCAGUGGAAGGAAUUCUUCCUGUUCGCGGGGUUGAUGCUGAUCGACAUGUUGAUCUUCAUGCUGAUGGCGUUCCGGUACAAGUAUGUGGAGCUCCGGUCCAGCACCGAAGACCUCGCAGUGGAAGAAAUCAAGUUACCAGAGAAACUCCCGCAAGCCGACAACUAGCCCAGUAUCAAUAAUUUUAUUAUUAUAAAUUAAACGUUUUGGUUACAA